Ylistrum balloti is the source of this 1734-nucleotide messenger RNA. RefSeq names its product mesenchyme-specific cell surface glycoprotein-like. NCBI's taxonomy places the organism in Eukaryota, Metazoa, Mollusca, Bivalvia, Pectinida, Pectinidae. Bases 7 to 1734 code for a protein of 575 amino acids. The record is from RefSeq and is a predicted model, not a curated record. Gene Ontology annotation, molecular function: protein binding. The transcript has 10 exons.
AUAAAAAUGGCAGUCACUUCUGUGACUUCAGUUUUGGUGUGUGUAUUUAGUGUGACUUUGGCCAAUUACUACCUCAAACCUCUGUCCUAUACCAAACUACCGACCAAGUCAACCCCUACAGAAACCUUUCAGUUAUUUGGUGGCACGGCUGAGGAGGGAGCAUACGAUCCAGUGAAGAAAAUGUUGUAUGUUGUGGGAGAAACAUCAAGAUUGUUACAUAUCCUUGACGUAUCCGACCCUGUUAACCCCGUACGGGUUUUCACGCAUCAGUUUACUACCAUAGAGGGCAGACCACGUGACAUCGCAAUAUGCGGCGAUGACAUGGCAGUUGCCCUUACUUCCGAUAUCAGAGAUGUGUACGAGGGACACGUGCAAUUCUUCAAAACGUUCACCAAAGGUGAUAGCUUCUUGCAUUACAACGGAAGUCGUCUCCCAGUGGGAUCGUUUCCUGACAUGUUAACCUAUACUCCGGAUUGUGCCGCGGUCCUUGUGGCCAAUGAGGGAAAACCUGGCCGUGACAUCACCAACACGUUUCAAGAUCCCCCUGGCACUGUCCAGAUUAUCCGCAAACCAAGGACUGGCAGCCCAUCAGAACAGAAUGUAAACUUCGACAAAUUCAACUCUCGGUACGACGUCCGCAUUCCGGCGCGUUAUAUACCUACCAGCACGUGGCCCCUUCCUAACGCAGUCACAGUCUCGCAAGGGCUGGAACCCGAGUAUAUUGCAGUGACCCCUGACUCCAGAUACGCCUUCAUCACACUACAGGAAAACAAUGCCAUUGCUAAAUUAUCACUGAGUGAUGGGAUAAUGACAGAUUUAUGGCCUUUGACCCCGAAAGAAUGGAGGGACAUUGGAAUUGAUUCCACAGACAGAGAUGGAGGUAUUCACCUCCGGCAAUACCCAUGGGUUAGUUUACAACAGCCGGAUGCGGCCAAGGUAUUCACAAUCGGCAGAAAGACCUUUCUCUUUACUCUCGACGAGGGUGCACCAACAACAUAUACAAGCAGUGUCCACGGCUUCAAUUGGGCAGACCAUGCCAAGUCAGACGCUCUGAUAAGAGCACAGAAAUACGACUCUUCGAGUAUCAACAACUCGACCUUUUAUGAAGAUCUGACAAAGGAAAACAUGGCGGGCUAUCUUACCGUCAGCAACAUCGAUAGUCUUAACCUGUUCUCCGAUAAGUUGGGAAAAGUAACGCAUUUCGGAGGGCGUGGCUUCUCUAUCUGGGAUACCCAGGAUAUGAGCCUCGUUUGGGACAGUAGGGACGAGAUCGAGAAAAGUAUGGAGCUGCUAAUGUACAACGUUUUCAAUACCGAUAUUGUGUCGUCCACUAUCACAUAUACAUCGCCCGAAAAUCUACGAGAUACGACGUCUGAUCUCCAGGGUGCAAAACUGAAUGGGAUGGAUAUUCUGGUACAGAAAAAUGGUUCUGACUUCCUGCUGGUUGGAAGCGAGACUGUAGGCGCCCUCUUCCUCUACACAAUCAAUUCAACUAGUGGCAAACCUGUUCCGAGAUUUGAGAGCGCUCAUCGCGCGGGUCGAACCGAUUUUGUGUGGAAGGAAUUAUAUGAUAUGGAUGAGGCUGGGGACGCCUAUAUAUCUGCAAUAGGAUUGAUUUCCGCUGAGGACAGCCCAAACAACAACGUAAUGGCAUACGUGAUCAGUGACGUUUCCGGAAGUGUGUCGCUCUACAGCGUGGAGAAACACCCAAAUCCUGACUUCAUUUUCGGAUAA